Molecule: messenger RNA, 1474 nt
Organism: Hibiscus syriacus
Lineage: Eukaryota; Viridiplantae; Streptophyta; Magnoliopsida; Malvales; Malvaceae
Product: calcium uniporter protein 2, mitochondrial-like
Exons: 2
Coding region: 250-1314 (354 amino acids)
Biological process (GO): calcium import into the mitochondrion; mitochondrial calcium ion homeostasis
Cellular component (GO): uniplex complex; mitochondrial inner membrane
Molecular function (GO): uniporter activity; calcium channel activity
Source: RefSeq, a predicted model, not a curated record
AAAACCAAACAAGCGCCAUUUCAAAGCUCUCUCAAAUUAUCGCGUUAUUUUGAAGGCUUUCAUUCUUAUUUAAUUUUAAUCCCCUAGUCCAAUUCAUCUUCCUCUAUUGUUGGACACUAUAAAAGGGGUUAACCCUCCAUUGAUUUGCCAUCACCAACAAGCAAAGCUUUCAAAUAUCUACUCUACCAAAAAACUCAGAAUUUGUUUUUACUUGUUAUUUGUGUUUUCUAUUUUCUUUGGGUUUUAGCAAUGGCGUUGAAGAAAACCUUGGUGGAGAAGCUUUUCAAUAUUUCGAAAAUUUCUUCACAAGCUGUUACCAAUUGCCGGAUUUCCUCAUCAACGGUUCAAAACCGAAUCUUGCAGAAUGCUGGCAAAACUAAGACCGACAUGGCCCUGGAUCCAGGAAAUCGUAAAGGUGACAGUAACGGCAAUGGCGUGUUCAGGCGGUUUCUUUAUAAAGGAUCCGCGGUUUCACCGGCAAUGACGACUUUACCGAUGGGGAAGAAUUUGAAGGAGAGGUUGAAGGAGAUUGAUAUGUCAAAGGACCGCAUCCGUUUGGAUGUGUUGGGACCGCACAUAACGGCGAAACAGGCGGUGCCAGAGGUGGCUUCUCUGUCGGUUCAGGAAGCCAAGAAGUUGUUAAGGGUGGCGCAGCUGGAGGUGGUGAAAACGAGGCUGAGGGAGACUGGCAGAACCUGGAUUUCUUAUUUGGACUUCAUUCAAAUCUGCGGAGAGAGUUGUUCGGAUCCGGAACAGGGACGGCAGUUUGCUAAAUUGUUAGACGAAUCUGGAUCCGUUAUCGUUCUAGGAAACGUCGUCGUUUUACGUCCUGAUCAGGUGGCAAAUGCACUGGGAGGUCUAAUUCCUUUACCAGGACCCGGUCCAAAUGACCCAAGAAGAAAAGAACUAGUAGAGUUGGAGAGGAAGAAGGCGGUAAUCGAUGCAAAAGCGGAUUCCUUGGUCCGUCGAGAACUGUGGUUGGGGCUAGCGUACUUGGUGGUUCAAACGACGGGGUUCAUGAGGCUAACCUUUUGGGAACUAACAUGGGAUGUGAUGGAACCCAUUUGUUUCUACGUGACGUCCAUGUAUUUCAUGGCUGGCUAUGCAUUUUUCCUCAGGACAUCCAAGGAACCUUCAUUUGAGGGUUUCUACCAUAGCAGGUUGAACGCAAAGCAAAAGAAGCUCAUCAACGCUGAUAAUUUUGACAUCCGUAGGUACAAUGAGCUGAGACAAAUCUUCUAUCCCAAUUCAUCAUCGUCGGACCAACCCUUCAAAACGCCCUCAUUUCAUCAUUCUGACAAAACCCAGUUAUAGGAGGGGGGGAAAACAAUAAAUUGAAGUGAUACAAUUUUGUUUAGGAUUUAGUUGCGGUUUUGUGUAAUAUUCUGCGAGUCUUGUUCUUCUUUUCGUCUCCCUUUCAUAUAACCCUAUCAAUCCCUUUUCUCUUUAACAUUUUGGUGCGGCCCUAUCAUAA